AUGGCGACCUCCGGAGAAGGCAGUAACCCCGGUGGCAGAGCGACACCCUGGCCCCUGGCGCAGCUGCAGGAGCUCGAGCCGCGGGUGGCCCGUCGACGCCUGUCCCAGGCCCGCCACCGAGCCACCCUGGCGGGGCUGUUCAGCAACCUCAGGAAAACCGUCUACUCCCAUUCCGAUCUCACAGCCUCCAAGUGGCAGGUUUUGAAUAAGGCGAAGAACCACAUUCAGGAGCUGGAACAAACCUUGGAUAAUCUGCUGAAGCUGAAAGAGUCCUUCAACCUGGAGGAUGGGAAUGCAAACAGCUUAGAGGAGGUCAAGGCAGAAUAUGCUAGCAAGUACUCCGGAAAUCCCAGGUAUCUCAACUUUUACAAGCAGACGAUGGACCUUCUGAUUGGGAACGGGAUUGUCUCCUCACAGGAGGUGACGCUCCCCAUCGUCUCUGCCGCCAUCUCCCACCUAUGGCAGAACCUCUCUGAGGAGAGGAAGACCAGUCUCCUGCAGGCCUGGGCACAGAGGCCCAGCGGCCUCCAGGGCCUUGCUGGUGCCUGCCAGGAGCCGGCCUGUGCCGACGGCAGCCUGAAGGACAGCGGGGUUGACAGCCAAGGAGCCAGCUGCUCGCUCGUCUCCACCCCAGAGGAGAAUUGGCCAGAUGACUGA
This is a messenger RNA of Leptonychotes weddellii (Weddell seal), 657 nucleotides long. Lineage: Eukaryota; Metazoa; Chordata; Mammalia; Carnivora; Phocidae. The record is from RefSeq and is a predicted model, not a curated record.